Molecule: messenger RNA, 459 nt
Organism: Arabis nemorensis
Lineage: Eukaryota; Viridiplantae; Streptophyta; Magnoliopsida; Brassicales; Brassicaceae
Source: the annotation of a GenBank genome assembly
AUGAGUUUUUACAAUGCCCUAAGAUGCUUCCUAACAUUGGAUAUUGUGGCUGACAAAUUUAGAGUUGUGGCUCUAGCUGCUGGUUUCAAUGUUAUACUCCUUGCUGAUCAGGAAAAAAAGAAACCGCCUGGUACUUCCUCCACCUCCACCACCGCCUGUCAUGUGGGGGAAGAAACAGAGGAGAGGCCAUUGGGUGUGAAGGCUUCAAAGGGCAAGGGGAAAAAGAGAGUUAGGGGGCAGAGUGAAGAUGCAGGGGAGAGUUCUUUGAAGGUGCUUCAAGAGAUGUGGGUUAUAAAAAAGGAGGACUUGGCUGGUCAACAUAAAAUACUAUCCCAACAGAAAAUCCUAUCAGAACAGAAAAUCCUUGAUAGCCUCAUUCUCAAACCCGAACCAUUAUCAGAGGCAGACGUCAUACUUAAGAACAAGCUUACCACCGAGAUGUGUAAUCUUCUAGGAUGA